AAAAUAAUUCGGACACGGCCAUAGUUAAAUGAGAGUCACGCCACGCAUUAAGGUGUCGCUUAGCAACUCGUGUUCCGCAAACCAGCACAACCACACAUGAUAUCUGUUAUCUGAUUAUAUUCGCAUCAUAAUCAUACAGCUAACGUUAGACAUUAAAAUUCUGAAUCCAACCGUUAACCGCCAUUUGAGUAGCCGAAUAUCUCGGCCUCUUGUGGCCAGACGCGAGAAGAGCGCUCACUGUCACGUGAGGCAGCGGUAACGUGACAAACGGGAAGUGGGAGCUGAAAUCUAAAACUUCUCAUAAACACGUCUGGUUUGUCCCGGUAAACAGUCACCGGUCUGUCCGUCGGUUUGGUGCUGGACCUCCCGAGAGACAGCAGGUCGGAGUCCAGUGGAAUCUAGGAGACACAUAGGCAGCAAUGGGCUCUUUGUUUCGCAGUGAGGAGGUGUGUCUGGUGCAGCUCUUCCUCCAGUCCGGCUCAGCCUACAAUUGUGUCAGUGAGCUGGGAGAGUUGGGUCUGGUUGAGUUCAGAGAUUUAAAUCCGAAUGUAAACGCCUUUCAGAGGAAGUUUGUUGGUGAAGUCAGACGAUGUGAGGAACUUGAGAAAACUUUUACCUUCCUGGAACAGGAGAUCCGUCGCUCCCUGUCUCCACCCUUGCAGGGUCCACUCCCUCCACCAUACCCGACACCUCUGGCCCCUCAGCCCCGAGAACUCAUCACCAUAGAGGAGGAGAGCGAGAGGCUGGCCAGAGAGCUUAGAGAGGUGUCCAGGAACAGAGACAGCCUCCGGGCUCAGCUGACCCAGCUCUGUCAGUACCGGGGUGUCCUAACCAGGACACACUCUCUCACAGUCUCACAGGCACCGCCGCCUAUACUGGAAAGCCAAGGCCUGUUUGAUAACCGCCAAGAUGUCCACCUCAGUUUUGUGGCAGGAGUGGUCCAUCCUUGGAAGGUCCCCUCAUUUGAACGGUUGUUGUGGCGGGCAUGUCGCGGUUAUAUUAUCGUAGAUUUCAGAGAAAUGGAGGAUCGGCUUGAGCAUCCGAGCACGGGGGAAAUGGUGCAAUGGACAGUCUUCCUAAUUUCCUACUGGGGAGAUCAGAUUGGACAGAAAGUCAAGAAGAUAUGUGAUUGCUUCCACACACAGACAUUUGCAUACCCUGAGAGCGCAGCUGACAGGGAGGAGGUCCUCCAGGGACUUCAAGGCAGAAUUGAAGAUAUCAAAUCAGUGUUAUCACAGACCGAGGCCUUCCUGCAGCAGCUGCUGAUGCGGGCGGUGGCUGCGCUGCCCCAGUGGAAGGUGCGAGUGCAGAAGUGUAAGGCGGUCCAGAUGGUGCUGAAUCUGUGCAGCCCCUCCGUCACUGACAAAUGCCUGAUCGCCGAGGCCUGGUGUCCCACGGCUAAGCUCCCUGAGCUGCAGAGCGCUCUGAGAGAGGGAGGGAGGAAGAGUGGCAGUGGGGUCGAUUCCUUCUACAACCGCUUGCCUUCCUCCACGUCUCCACCUACCCUGUUUCCCCUCAAUUCUUUCACAGCUGGUUUUCAAAACAUUGUCGAUGCCUAUGGAGUGGCCAACUACCGUGAGGUCAAUCCAGCGGUGUACACCAUAAUUACAUUUCCCUUCCUGUUUGCUGUGAUGUUUGGGGACGUGGGCCACGGCUUACUGAUGACGCUGGCGGCCCUCUGGAUGGUCCUUGAGGAGAAGGACCCCAAACUGAAGCACAACAACAAUGAGAUCUGGCGGAUGAUCUUUGGAGGAAGGUACCUGAUUCUGCUGAUGGGAUUGUUCUCUGUCUACACGGGGGCCGUUUACAACGAGUGCUUCAGCAAAGGCCUCACCACCUUCAACUCAGCGUGGCACGUCGGCCCGAUGUUCGAGAAGAACAUAUGGAAUUCAUCAGUCCUGGCAGGGAACCAGUACUUGUCCAUGGAUCCUGUUGUGCCUGGUGUUUUCACCAGCCCCUAUCCAUUUGGCAUUGACCCGAUCUGGAGUCUGUCCAACAACAAACUAACUUUCCUUAACUCGUACAAGAUGAAGAUGUCGGUCAUCAUCGGUAUCAUUCACAUGACUUUUGGAGUCUGCUUGUCGUUCUUCAACUAUUGGCACUUUGGUCAGAUAAGCAGUGUGUUCUUUGUGCUGAUCCCUGAGCUGUUCUUCAUGCUCUGUCUGUUUGGCUACCUGGUGUUCAUGGUGGUCUUCAAGUGGAUCGCCUAUGCCCCAGCCCAGUCCAAAACCGCUCCCAGUAUACUUAUCCACUUCAUAGACAUGUUCCUCUUUACAGACAAUCCUCAGAACCCACCGCUCUAUACAGGACAGGGGGUGGUGCAGAAGGUCCUGGUGGUGCUGGCCCUUUGUUCUGUCCCAGUCCUCCUGCUAGGGAAGCCCACGUGUGAAUAUAUCUCAUUCAAGAGAAGACGACAUCAAGUGGAGGAAGACAGGCGUCCGCUGGUGGCUGAUGAGGGCUCCAUCAACACCCGUCAGGGGGAGACCGAGGGAGAAGCUGCUGAAGUGGAGGAGUUUGAUGCAGCAGAUGUGUUCAUGCAUCAGGCCAUCCACACCAUAGAAUACUGCCUGGGCUGCAUCUCCAACACUGCCUCUUACCUCCGACUCUGGGCUCUCAGCUUGGCACAUGCACAGCUGUCAGAGGUGUUGUGGGUGAUGGUGAUGCGUAAUGCCCUGAAGUGGCAGGGCUACGUGGGGUCUGUAGUCCUGUUUGUGAUUUUCGCCUUUUUUGCUGUCUUGACCGUCUCCAUCCUAUUGGUUAUGGAGGGACUUUCGGCUUUCCUGCAUGCACUCCGUCUACACUGGGUGGAGUUCCAGAAUAAGUUCUACAGUGGAACAGGCUACAAGCUGAACCCUUUUUCCUUCUCAUCUCUGAUCAGUGCCUCAGCUCCCAUAUAACAUAUUACUUAAUAUUACCAAACGCUUGUUAACUUAUGUAUAUUACUGAAUACUUGGACCACCACUACCCGAAUCAGAAUGACUGUUCCUGCAUCUUCCUGCAUCUUAAUGUUGGUAUUCUGUUUCCUGUAGGCUAAGAAAUGGUUUAAUUGACUUGCACGGUGAUCAUAAUGGUAUAGACUGUUAUUUUUGUAUUGGCAGAACAAGAACAAGUUCCCAUAUUAUGAAUUACAAUUACAUUAUAUAAAAUGAAAAAAUAGGAUUUUGUGUCUCCUUGCUAAUUUCUUUUCACUCUCAGUGUUGUGUGCCACUAUCUAUUUAAUCUUUUGGUGAGUCAAAAAUGAUAACUGUUUACUUCUCACUGUAUGAACAUAAUUAUAGAUUUCAAUUAUGAAAAGGGAAAGCACAUAAAUUAAUGAAUCUGUUCUGCAGUUUAAGGGAUUGUCUGAUUGUAGAGUUGUGCUUUAAUUAGCACCAGUCUUGCAGGAUUCUUCAAACGAUAGCCGAGAAUCAUCCGAUUGAUCUUCAUGAGCCAAAGAUUCUUCCCCUCAUUGUCAUGUCUUCCAAGCACACCACACAUCAAAUACUUAUUGGUCAUAAAUGUUUUUCAUGUGCCUUACUGGGACUGAGUCCUUGUUUAUCAGCUGAGUCUUCUGAUUGAACCAUACUGUAUAUUAUCAUGCCAUUAUUUUUUUUCUGCCAGUUUGCACUGCAAAAUACACCAAAUUUGAACUGAAAUUAAAGAUGAUUUUCUUGUGUAA
Molecule: messenger RNA, 3658 nt
Organism: Scatophagus argus
Lineage: Eukaryota; Metazoa; Chordata; Actinopteri; Scatophagidae
Gene: tcirg1b
Product: T cell immune regulator 1, ATPase H+ transporting V0 subunit a3b
Exons: 21
Coding region: 420-2897 (825 amino acids)
Biological process (GO): vacuolar acidification; proton transmembrane transport
Cellular component (GO): vacuolar proton-transporting V-type ATPase, V0 domain; plasma membrane; vacuolar proton-transporting V-type ATPase complex
Molecular function (GO): ATPase binding; proton-transporting ATPase activity, rotational mechanism
Source: RefSeq, a predicted model, not a curated record